AUGGAAAAACAUAUAAAUCAAAAGAUUUUUGCAAACAACAAUUUAUCACAAAAUCAUGCUUUUGAUAAUGGUCAUUACAAUAAUAAUAUUAAUAGUAGUAACAUUAGUAAUGAAGAUAUUUAUAAUCUUUUAAGUAAACUUUUUAUUCAUGUAGAACAGUUGGAAGUCGAUGUUGAUCAAAAUCUUGCUCUUCCAGGUUCAAACUUCUAG
Molecule: messenger RNA, 210 nt
Organism: Entrophospora sp. SA101
Lineage: Eukaryota; Fungi; Glomeromycota; Glomeromycetes; Entrophosporales; Entrophosporaceae
Source: the annotation of a GenBank genome assembly